GAUCACAGAUUCACUGCGGACGCCAAAUUGAUUUCUACAAAAAUUUUGCUCAAUCUCAGCGAGAAUUGCGUGAGAAGCGUCGCCCAAUUGGAAGUAUUCGAGGUCAAAUUUCGGGAAGCUUCUGGAAAUGGUGAAUCGCUAUAUCUUCGUCGAUCAAAGGGCGGCGGGCGUGCUUUGAUUCGUGGGUGCCGUAUUACAGAUUUGGGUACUGAUAGUUCGUUUGUUUGCCGGUGAAUUUUCGGGAAUAAAUGUCGGAAUUGGUGGCUCGAACUGGCCGGCAUCAGCAGCGCUACGAGGAUGGAUAUCGCCUUAUUGCUGGGUGUGUUCCCUUUAGAUUUAGGAAUGUGAACGACGAUGGAAAUGGGACGUCUAACAAGAUAGUUGAAGUACUAAUGAUCAAUUCUACCAGUGGACCUGGUCUUCUGUUUCCAAAGGGUGGAUGGGAGAAUGAUGAAACAGCUGAGGAGGCAGCAGAAAGGGAAGCCAUCGAAGAGGCUGGAGUUCGAGGGGAUUUAGUGCAUUUUUUAGGAUACUAUCCUUUCAAGAGCAAAACACUGCAGGACGAGUGCAGUCCAGAAGGGCUGUGCCGAGCUGCCAUGUACGCAUUGCACGUGAAGGAGGAACUCGACUCCUGGCCUGAAAAAAGCCUCCGGGAAAGGAGUUGGCUGACCGUUCCCGAAGCCAUCGAUUGCUGUAGGCAUCUGUGGAUGCGAGAAGCUUUGGAGAAAGGAUUCUCCAAGUGGUUCGCCGAAGGUAUGAUCACCACUUUGCCCCACAAGGAUUUUAAUAAUUCUUCGUGAAUGAUCCCUACUUUUGAGAUGAUUAAUUUAUUGCGGCGCUAUAUAUUUUGCCUUGGGUCGGAUAACAGAGUCGAUUUAAGACUGACUAAAGAUCCGCAUUGUCGAUUUCUUUUUAGGCUUUUAUGCAGCUUAAGAAUGACUCCUUUUGUCGGUCUUUUUAGCCGUUGUGUACCUCCGGAUGUCGAAGAAAAGUUUUGAGGUACUUGAAAAGUCAUUGAUAAUUGUUCAUCCUUUCUGGAAUGAUUGUUGUUAAUCUUCAUUUGGGUUUCGAGUUAGAUUGUUUUUUUCUUCUUAGUUGGAAAAGCCUGCACAAUUAUUCUUUAUGGUUUAAAAGUUAUAUUUCACUC
This is a messenger RNA of Andrographis paniculata, 1147 nucleotides long. RefSeq names its product nudix hydrolase 16, mitochondrial. Lineage: Eukaryota; Viridiplantae; Streptophyta; Magnoliopsida; Lamiales; Acanthaceae. The coding region runs from base 249 to 800 and encodes 183 amino acids. The record is from RefSeq and is a predicted model, not a curated record. Gene Ontology annotation, molecular function: hydrolase activity. Gene Ontology annotation, cellular component: cytoplasm; nucleus. The transcript is spliced from 4 exons.